Esox lucius (northern pike) is the source of this 870-nucleotide messenger RNA. RefSeq names its product dynein, light chain, roadblock-type 1 (gene dynlrb1). Gene Ontology annotation, molecular function: dynein intermediate chain binding. Gene Ontology annotation, biological process: microtubule-based movement. Lineage: Eukaryota; Metazoa; Chordata; Actinopteri; Esociformes; Esocidae. The record is from RefSeq and is marked provisional. Gene Ontology annotation, cellular component: cytoplasm; centrosome; cytoplasmic dynein complex.
ACAAGACGCUGAUCUUGUGAUCAGAUCUGAUUGUUUUCUGUUUAGUCAGUUAGCUUUCUUGCUACAUUUCUUGGACUCAAACUACGCUGUCAAAAUGGCUGAAGUAGAGGAAACACUGAAGAGAAUUCAAAGUCAGAAAGGCGUACAAGGAAUCAUCAUUGUCAAUGCUGAAGGUAUCCCGAUCAAAACCACUCUGGACAACAGCAGCACAGUACAAUAUGCUGGACUCAUUCAUCAGUUAGUGAUGAAGGCACGUAGCACAGUUAGGGAUAUUGACCCUCAGAAUGAUCUCACCUUCCUCAGAAUCCGCUCCAAGAAGAAUGAGAUUAUGAUUGCUCCAGAUAAAGACUAUUUCCUCAUCGUCAUUCAGAACCCUUCAGACUAAGAAGAUCACGUGCACUAUUUGGUUGCUAUUUUUGACAUUUUUGUUUUAAUGGCCAAAUAUUUAUUGUAUUAGCGAAGUGAUAAGUUGUACUAUAAGCUCUUGGAAGCUAGAUUCAUAUAAUCCUGGUGACAGAUUGUAAUGGGUUUGUUCAUGUUUAAUAAUUAUUUCAGUUUUAUCUCACCUGUCUGAAAUGUUAUUUUUAGUCACUUAACAUCAUAGAGGAAUGUUUGACUGUCAUUUGAGUAUGUCCUUGAAGCUUUUAAAACAACACUAUAGGCCAAAAUCAACUGGGACAACUCCAUUGAGCUAGAUUUUGGUUUUAUUUUUUGUUCUAGACUAGUGAGUUAAAGAGCCUGUGAAUUCAGUCUUAAUUGUUUAAAUCUCCAAUAGUUUUUAACAGGGUGCACUGUGUAACACCAAUACUUUAAGUUAUGUUGGUACCUUGUAAGGACAAUAAAAGUAAAAGCAAAACUUUUUUUCAACUU